AUGCGAUCCCAAAUAGCUCUGUUCCUUGGCUUGGUGGCCCUCGUUGCGACUUCCUUGGGUGCUGGCACCGGUCCCGCCACGCCCCCUGCUUCCGCAACGCCCCCCGCUUCCGCUACGCCCCCCGCUGCCGCUACACCCACUCCUGCCGCUACUCCCGCUGAUCCUGCUACCCCCGCUGAUCCGACCACGGCUACAACAACGUCGUCUGCAGCGUCAGCCACCACCACCAGCACCACUGCAGCCACCACCACGGCAUCCACCAAAAAGAAGGCCACCGUCAUCCACUACGAGCGCAAGAUCAAGAGGCCAAGAACGGUCCGUAAGAUCCACCACAAACGCGGAGGUGCGGAUAAGGAUUGA
Messenger RNA from Drosophila rhopaloa, 360 nucleotides. Its product is annotated as protein new-glue 1-like. NCBI's taxonomy places the organism in Eukaryota, Metazoa, Arthropoda, Insecta, Diptera, Drosophilidae. The transcript has a single exon. The coding region runs from base 1 to 360 and encodes 119 amino acids. The record is from RefSeq and is a predicted model, not a curated record.